AUGGAGGUCUCAUACCCCAGCUCGGCAUUGGAGCGAAAUAUCAACAUGGACCAGAGCACAGCAGACAUGGAGCUUGACAGCAUGGACCUCGACAUCGACCUAGGAUCCACAGACGAUUUCAAUGAGCCUUUAGCCGUCACAAACACAAUCUCACAAAUUUCGAUUCCUCCAAGUCAAGUAUCAGACUCUGAGCUAGUGGGCCACAAGAUUCACAUCCGUGGCCUUGAGGACUUGACCACGUCUGACAUCAAAGCCUUUUCUUGUGAACAUUACCCGUUCAAAGCCCCACUUCGCGUUGAAUGGAUCAAUGAUAUAUCGGCAAAUCUCGUGUUUGAAGAGGAAAAGACUGCCAUGACAGCACUUCAGCAUCUCACACUUCCGUCCAAUGACAACGACUUCCUUCCCCUUUCACAAUUGCGCGCUGCCAAAACCCUGUCCACUCACCCUGGAUCUUCUCUGUACGUCAGAAUAGGAGCGACUACAGACCAAAAACGUCCGCGAGCGUACGAAGCCAGCAGAUUCUACAUGAUGCACCCUGAACAUGAUCCCAGGGAGCAGCGCCGUCGAGGGGGAAGCUUCCAAGGAAAUGGCGACUAUCGUAGGAAAGGAUAUUCGGGCGAUGAGCAUCGGCGAAGGAGGCGGAGAGACAAAGAAGACGGGUUUGAUGAGUCAAUGUAUGAUGAUGGCGACCCUUCGAGCAGGCGUGGCUCGAUCUCGUCAUCUGCGAAUGAACGUAGCAUUGAGGGAAAAAGAAACGCUCGGCUUCGUGGCGACUCCUACCGGCCAGCUGGAGAUGAGAGGAACGGUGCUCGUACCUCUCGAGACCGCAGCGCGUCACCAAACAGACGCAACCAUCCAACUCCACCUCCGAUCUACCGCUCCCGUGAUCCUCACCCCUUUCCUUAUGAGAACAAAGGCAAAGAGCUUUUUCCAUCGACAUCCAGGUCUGAUCGUAAUGAUAAGGACCUUUUUAGCAGUAAAAUGAUUAUUGCGGACGUCUCCAAGGGGCUCAACUCAACGAAGUCUGCGUUGCCUCGCGAGGCAGCACCCAGUGGCAAAGAUCUUUCCAGCAAUAGAACGCGUGCUGCAGAAGUGAAAAAGGAGCUCUUUCCGCACAAGGUCAAUCCAAGCAAACAUAGCCGCUCUGAUGCCUUCGACGCCGCGGAUGAGACAGCAGAUCUCUUUGCGAAUGGAAUGUCGGUGCCUUUCAUGGAUGGACCUAGCUCUCGCAAGAGUCCCGUUGAUCGACUGAGAUCUUCGGGCUUCCAAUCUCAAGUUGAUGGUGGAAAUAUUGGUACUGGUCUCAAUAUUCGAGGUGCAUCGAGGGAGCAGAACCAGGGUUUCUCAAUCCGCGGUGGGGCGGCUGUCAACGCGAUUGGGACGAUCAAAGAGCUUUUUCCAGGAAAGGCUGCAGGUAAUGCGGGAAAAGAGCUCUUUGCGGAGAAGGUUGAGGGAAGAGGGGGGAGAAGGAAUCGUGCAGAGGACAUGUUCUACUGA
Messenger RNA from Letharia columbiana, 1497 nucleotides. RefSeq lists its product as uncharacterized. Gene Ontology annotation, molecular function: RNA 7-methylguanosine cap binding; mRNA binding. The record is from RefSeq and is a predicted model, not a curated record. Gene Ontology annotation, cellular component: cytosol; nucleus. The transcript has a single exon. NCBI's taxonomy places the organism in Eukaryota, Fungi, Ascomycota, Lecanoromycetes, Lecanorales, Parmeliaceae. The coding region runs from base 1 to 1497 and encodes 498 amino acids.